UAUUAAUCUGUGGUGUGAAAUAAUUUUAAAUAAAAAUAUUGAAUGUCAAUUUUAUUUUUUGUGUUGUGAUAAAUAAUAAGUCGUAGAUAAUUAUAGGUAUCGCAACAUUUCCUAAAAGUUUCAAUCCUUCGCGGCUUCAAUUACUUUCUUUGUAAAAUUCUCAGUUUACUUGCAUAGUCAGAACGCCGAUUGAAGUUAUGUCACUCAGAAAUUAUCAUAGUGAUUAGUGUGUGGUGGUUAUCGAUAUAAAAUUAAUUUGUAGAUUACUAUAUCGGUAGAUUUUCUGUAGUAACGCGAUAUCGGUUCUAUACAUAAUGUAAUUUGUGUCAGACAAAUGGAUUGACAAUAAUUUAAUCACAAGGAAUCGGCGCCUUCAGCAAUCUAUUAAAUUGAAGAAUUAAAACUAGAUAUGUCUGAAUUACAAAAUGAUCAGACCACAUCGGAACAAAGUCUCAAAUCUGAACCAUUGGAAAUAAAAGAAGAGAAUGAAGUACAAAUUAAGCUAGAAAUAGAGAAUGCAAUAGAUACAAAUGUUCAAGAUGAAAAUCCGUUUCAAAAUAUACAACUGCAUGUCAAAGAGGAAGUCUGCGAUGAUCAGAAAGAAAUUACGGAAGAAGACAAUCUCCCUGAUAUACCGUUCUGUGAAAAAGAAGAGAAACAGGAAGAGAUAAAGGAAGAAUAUACCCCAGAAGAUGAAUCCGUUAUCACAUAUGAUUAUCCCAAUUAUGAAGACAGUAUGGAUAGCUCAGAUGCAACUGCGCUAGGUAAUGUUGAGGCUUGUUUGCAAGAAGAAAUUAAAGAAGAGAAUGAUCUUUUUGAGCAAAGUGAUAAAGAAGAAAUAACAAGUACAAUCAAAGAAGAAGCAGAUUUAACCGUAACAGAAACAAAUCUCAUAUCCAAUAAAGUUAUCAACACAACUUCAACAAUAUCUAAUCCUCAUUUAGGUGUUAUUGAAUCACAGACAACAAAAACAUUGGUAAUGGAAAUUCACCCGAUGAUACACACUGGCAGUGUAGCAUUGGACAAAAUGGGCAAUCCUGAAGAAAUAUUAUCCACUUCGUAUGAAGAAGAUCAUGAUAUGGAUUACAGUGAGACAUUUCAAUUGAAUUCAAUCACUGGAAAUGUACUGUCACUUGAACAAGAAGCAUAUGGACUGUUGAAGGCGAAGACACAAAAAAUCUUACCAACUGUUCGACCGCAUGCGUGUCCCAAGUGUUCGAAGACAUACAAAACUCAAUAUUGCCUGAAAAAACAUAUGAAAGUCCACACCACAAUAGAGAAUUAUCAGAAUGGAAUUAUUAAAAGACUGAAGACAUGGGAGAAGAAUAAAAUGAAAAGAAGCGACGAUGAUUAUGACGACGACGACGACAUUUAUAAGAAAACGAUGCGGCUGACUGACAUCGAAAGUAUUAAGGCGCGGCAGGAGCGAUUCGAUAAACGCAAUAACGUUUAUAAAGACGAAAGUAAUGUCCUCUUUGAAACGAAAAAGGAAAAGGAGACGAAAAAGGAAGGAUAUGAAUGCACGUGCGGACAAGUGUUUCAACGGAGGAGUAGGAUGGAGACAUGCUUUCGGUCGCAUGACUUGGACAAUAACUCUUCACUGUGUUACUCGUGUAUGUCGUGUACGAAACAGUUUAAGAAUAAAGACGAACUCACGUCCCACAGAAAACGGAUGCACCGAAAGCGGUUCCCCUGUAAAUUCUGCCCAACAGACUAUAACACCAGAAAGGAACUAUUCAAACACCUACGAAUACAUCAAAAAGUUCAAUUGAUGGAGUACAAAGUGAUAGCGGAAGUUAUGGAGGGGAAGCAGAAGUUACGAUGUUUCAUGUGCGACAAAACGUGCACGGAAUUGUCUGAAUUGAAGAGUCACGUUAUGGACGAUCACAAGGAACCUUACGUUUGUCCGCGGUGCAAUGAAACGUUUUCGAAAAUUAUCGAUUUUGGACAUCACACGAAAACCGACCACCCGGAAGUGGAAGGGCAAUCCGUGCUGGAUGUAUUGGAAGCGUUCUCGAAGUUAGUGAAAGCGUGGAAAUGUGAGGAAUGCGAGCUACAAUUCCAUGAAGCCGACAAGCUGGCGAAGCACCAAGUGGAGAGCCACAGUCCAGAUCUCAGAGCUGAACCACAGUUCCAGUGCGACGAUUGUCGACGCGUUUUCGUCAGCCAAAAAGGUUUAACGUCUCAUAGAAGGAUACAUCACAGUACGGGCAGCACUGAGGAAGCAGAAACCGUCGAAGGCGUUAUGUGCAUUGAAUGCAGGAAAAUAUGCAAGGACGAGGCGGCUCUAACAUCGCACAUGAGAUUACACUCCCCAGAUAGAAAGUACCCGUGCAAGUUCUGCGACUUCCGCUUCGCAACUCCAGAAAAGAGAAAGGCGCAUACAGAGUUGCACACGGGAGACAUGAAGUAUGUGUGUUUCAUAUGCGAGUAUCAGUGCACUUCGGAGAAUAGGCUGAAACAGCACAAAGUGUCCGAAAAACAUUUGAACAUGAAGCAAUAUCUUAUUUUGGGUCAAACGCAAGGCAAGUCCGUGAAGGAUAUGGACGAUUUGGGCAAAGCGGGGAGUCCAACGUCGUCGUCGUCAACGGAGGAUGAAGGGAUCAUUUGUGAUAUUUGCGGUGAACAGUUUUCUAAUUCAAAGAAAAUGUUGAAACACAAGGAAACGCAUCCGUUUAUAGUAUUCCCCAAUGAAGAUACACCUACUAGGAUAUUCUUCAAGUAGCAAUCCUUGCCUUUGAUUGUAGCUUUAAGAGAAAUUAUAUAAUAUAAAAACUGCGUUGAUCCCGCCUUUGCAGAUGCAAUAGAAUAGCGUUGUAAAGAGUAUAUAUGAAUAAUUUUUCUUGUACGUCGUAAUUUAUUGGCAACAAAAAUUCUAAAUUAAAUAUACUGUUUAUAUAUUGUAAAUUAAACUUGUCACAAAACAGUAUUUUCGUAUACUUCUUGUUUGCAAAUCGGUUUAUAUUGCACAAGUUUGAAAAAGCGACUUAUGAAAAAGUUUCUUUAUUGUGUUUUUUUUUUGUAUAUUUAUUUUUACACUGUUUAGAAGUAGAUUUUGUUUUUUAUGCAGAUUUUGUUCAAUCUGUAUUAUAUGAUUAAUACAUAAAAAUAGCUUUUUUCGUUUUUAUUACAACAAAAAGUUAGGGUCUCAGAUGAAUCCUUUAUGAUAAGGCAAUUAUUUUAUACGAACAUUUUUUCUUAUUGUUUUAUUGUUAAUGUGUUAUAUUUAUAUUUAUUUUCUUCAAAAUGACAUCGACCAAACAAUGAUAAGUUUAUUUUAAAACUAUUAUUUCAGUACAGCACCAUGUCAAAAUUGUGGCAACGCAGUACUGCCAUAAAUUAAAAUAUUGAAUAAAUAAAAAAUUAUUUUUUAAUUUUGUGGUUGUGGGCAUUCAACGUGGAUGUUAGACGAAUAAAUAAGAAAUAUUUGUGCCUUGAUUUUCAAUAAAACGUUUUUGUUUUUAUAUAACAAUAUGAGUCGACGUUUGCCAGUAUCAAGUAUGAUAAAUUUAAAAUAUGAGGAAUAUUUUAGUUUCUUCAAGUGGGAUAACAAUGAAUGUUAGUUGUUAUUAUUAAGAUUUUAUUUACAUGGUUCAAAAUGUGUUUUUUUUCCAUGAACAAGUAUGUUUUUAAAGUUUUUUUUUCUUAUCAUUUAUGUCAUAGUGACUAAGAGAUCUUUUUAACUAUGUACUUCCUAACGAAAUAUUAAAUUUCUGCUCUGAAAGAUAAUUCAGCCCGUGUAAUGUUUACUAUCGCGAUAUAGUAAUAGAUAGUUCUUAUAUUUUUGUAUUAUUGCCUGUGUUAGAAGCUAGUCUGUGGUUUUGUUAACAUUAAGUUGUAUAAUUUUAAAUUAAAUUAAUUUACCACGCAACGCGUUUGCUCUAGAACGAAAUACGAUAUUAUUUCUAUUAGUUAAAGCACAUUCAUAUUAUUUUUUAAUUUGAUAGCUUUGUUCAUCAAAUUUUUUUUGCUCUUUCCCUCUAUGCGAAUCAUAAAUAACGAUUCAAUACGGUCGGAAUAACUUAUUUUUUCUUCUCUAAUGCUUCUCUAUUGUAGAGAUUUUCGAACUCUAGAAAUUGUUAUCAAAAUCUAUUUUUUUUUGUUAAUAUUGAUCGCAUCUACUCUUAUUUAGCUACUGGUGCCUGAUAAUUGUAUUUAAAAGUAAGAUAGCAUUCUAAGCUAGUUAACACAAAAGACAGCAUUGUAUAUUGUUAACUAGUCUUGUAAAUUCAUGUGUUGGUUUGAUUUAAAUAAAAGAAUAUAAAUAUU
This is a messenger RNA of Zerene cesonia (dogface butterfly), 4269 nucleotides long. Its product is annotated as zinc finger protein 665-like. The coding region runs from base 410 to 2725 and encodes 771 amino acids. The record is from RefSeq and is a predicted model, not a curated record. The transcript has 3 exons. NCBI's taxonomy places the organism in Eukaryota, Metazoa, Arthropoda, Insecta, Lepidoptera, Pieridae. Gene Ontology annotation, biological process: negative regulation of transcription by RNA polymerase II. Gene Ontology annotation, molecular function: DNA-binding transcription repressor activity, RNA polymerase II-specific.